Plutella xylostella (diamondback moth) is the source of this 1282-nucleotide messenger RNA. RefSeq lists its product as uncharacterized. Gene Ontology annotation, molecular function: cysteine-type peptidase activity. NCBI's taxonomy places the organism in Eukaryota, Metazoa, Arthropoda, Insecta, Lepidoptera, Plutellidae. Gene Ontology annotation, biological process: proteolysis. The record is from RefSeq and is a predicted model, not a curated record.
GUACUUACUGUAGUACUUAUCACUCGUAUAACUGCAUUCUACUGAUUCCGAAAUGCGAGUGUUUGCAGUGUUAGUAUGCGUGUGUCUGUGUGUGUGUGCGCGCGCACAGCCGAGACAGUACGAGCUAGGUGACGCGGCCGCGCUGUUCGAAAACUUCACCCGCACACACAACAAGCUGUACCCAACAGAGGAAGAAAGAGAGAAGAGAUUCAACAUCUUCAAGGAAACAUUAAAAAUAAUCAAUGAGAAAAACUCCAAGAGGAAGUUUGAUCAUCAAGCAUUCUAUGGCAUAACUAAGUUUGCGGAUCUGUCGGCCGAGGAGCGAUUGCCCAUGGGUUUGCUCGAGGAGUAUAGGCGCGACGGCGGCCGGGGCUGCAGCGAGGGUGCCGCGGGGGAUGCGGGGGGCGCGGGGGACCUGCCCGAGCGCCUCGACUGGCGUGAGCGAGGGAAGGUCACCAGCGUGAAAAACCAGGGGCACUGCGGCUCCUGCUGGGCUUUCAGUGCAGUCGGUAACAUCGAGAGCCAAAUCGCCAUAAAAUACUCCAAACUUCUAGACCUGUCAGAGCAGCAGCUGGUGGACUGCGACGACAGCAGCCGCGGCUGCUGCGGGGGGCUGCCGCAGAGGGGACUGAUAUCCGUAAUCAAAAAGGGAGGAAUUGAAUUGGAAAAAGACUAUCCAUACGAAGAAAAGAAUCAACAAUGCUCCUUUAACCAGAGUAAAGCGAAGGUUCAACUGAAGGGCUGCACCGUCUACCGAAUCACUGAUGAACUAAACCAGCUUAAAUCUAUAUUGAAUACAGUGGGUCCUGUUUCUAUCGGUCUGACAGUGUCCGAUGUUGCGUGGAAACACUACACCGGCGGGAUCAUGUCAGUUGAGGAAUGUCCCGCAGGGUUCAAUAUUAACCACGGCGUCGUGCUGGUCGGCUACGGACUCGAGGGUGGGGUUCCGUAUUGGAUCGUGAAGAACUCGUGGGGCGAGGCGUGGGGCGAUCGCGGGUACAUCCGGCUCAGUGCGGGGCACAACACUUGCAACUUGAUCAGUCUACACGUUUCGAAUGCUCUUGUUUGAUGAUAUAUUUUAUGACUCCCCACUGAAACAAUUAACUAAGGUAUAGUCGCCGUCAUCUUCAUUUCUAGAAUCUACAUCGUGGUCACGCUACGGUUACAAUGGUCCCUCACCAAAAUCAUCAUCAUAUCAUUUGUCAGUAAUGAUUGGUUUCCUCCACAUAAAAUUAAAUUUUUUAUCAUAUUAAUUUUAGAUCAAAUAAAGUUUAAAGCAUCA